AUGCACAAGAAUGAAGACAUAGGGGGGAAGGGCCCCCCGGGGAACGAGGAGCGGAUGGGGAGAAACCACCUGAUCUUGGUGGUGGACGUAAAUUUCAUGAUCUGGUGUGAAGGACUGAAAAUUAAGUUCGACAAAAAUAAUGUAAAAACGUUAAGUCUAGCAGAGUUCCUAAAGAGUACAUUUCACUUCGUACGCUUCUAUUGCCUAAUGAGCAACGCAGAGAGAAUAUGCAUCAUAGCUACAUCGUUAAGAAGCUGUAGAAUUUUGUACGAAAAUUACGUCUCCUAUGCAAAAAACAAUUUGACGGAAAAGGAUUACUGCGAAGAAGCAUACAACAAGCUAAUAGAAUUUAUACGCCAAAAUAAAACAGAAAAAAUGAUGGAAAGUAGUUUAUCAUCAGCCCUGGCAGUAGCUUUAUGCUACAACCACAGAAUCGUUAACAUGUACGAGAAUAUGAAAGGCAGGAUCUUUCUACUGGACAUAUCGAAUGAGACAUAUGUAUACACAAAUCAGUACACACAAUUAAUGAACAUAGCGUAUAAUGCCAAAAGGAAUGACAUCAUAAUUGAUGUUUUUUCCCUUAACUACAAAAUACAGCUAUUGGAACAAAUUUGUAACAUUACAAAUGGCCUCUACAUUGAUAGCAGCAUUUUUUUUAACGUAAAUUGUACAGAUAAUAUCGAGGAUGUUCUCACGCAGACGAUGAUUUUUUGGUUCCUUCCGUCUAACAAUACAAGGAAAUAUUUUUCCAAUACGUACCUAAAUGACGAUACUAACAUUGCUGUCUGCUCUUGCCAUAACAAACAGGUGGAUAUUGCUUACAUCUGCUCCUGCUGUUUGGCUAUUUACUGUUCUGAGAAGGAUGAUAAUACGAAUAAGGAUAGAAUUUCUUGCUUUGUUUGUAAGACUCGCUUUACAAAGGCGCUUCUGCGCAACAAAACUGUGUCCGACUUGGACUUCUCCUCCAUUUGA
Molecule: messenger RNA, 972 nt
Organism: Plasmodium coatneyi
Lineage: Eukaryota; Apicomplexa; Aconoidasida; Haemosporida; Plasmodiidae
Exons: 1
Coding region: 1-972 (323 amino acids)
Biological process (GO): regulation of DNA-templated transcription; nucleotide-excision repair
Cellular component (GO): transcription factor TFIIH core complex; transcription factor TFIIH holo complex
Source: RefSeq, a predicted model, not a curated record